GUUUAUCGAGUGGAAUCCGGACAUUUUGACCGAUAUUCUGGAAAAAAGGUUGAAGUCGCUCAAGCUAAGGAGCUGCGAUUGAAAAAUGCUACAGAAUCGGCAUAUCCGCAUGAACAGACACAGCAAGCCGCUACCAUCAGCCCGGAAGGUUCGGACGGAACUGCACACCACCGGUCGAGUCGAAGAUAAGGUCACGUUCAAUGUGGCUGCCGUCCACAUGAUGGAGUUCAUUCAUAGAGAUAUCAGUGUUAUGGAUGGACCAUGCGACAAAGACCCGAGAUGUAUCCCCAUACAUGUGCCGCACCACGACCCCUAUCUCAAAGUGACUGAUAUUCACUGCCUCAACUUCUCUCGAGCGGAAACUUUCCAAGACGCCGGCUGUACACCCGAAAUAAUACUUCCUGAACAGAUAAACUUCCAAACUCCAGUGAUAGACCUUUCAACAAUAUAUGGAGUAGAUGCAUAUGGACUGUCUAAAGUAAGAACAUAUCACCACGGCCUUUUGAUACUCGAGAACAGAAGUAACCGCUACGUACCAGCAAACAUAACAUACAACAAAACUUACGUAUCAGCUGAAAUGUUACAAGAUAUGAAAAACAAUAUCAUUUCAAAUAUAAAAGACGAUAUGAUGAUUAAACUAACAAUGACGAUGAUAAAUAAAAAUUAUACUGUAGCUAAUAUGACGACCGAUUUGUUGGCCAACUUGUCGUCGGACAUGUUGGGCAGUAUGGCUCCUAAUAUGCCUAACAUGAUGCCUGAAAUCAUGCCUGAUAAUUACAAUGAUAAGAUGCUAGAUUUGAUGCCAAACAUAAUGUCUAAUUUCACAAAGCAGAUGAACAUGAGUAGUCAGAUGUUGGUCAAUAUGACCGCUGACGUACUUGUGGAUACCAUUGCAAAUAUAUUGGCCAAUUCAAUGGUUGACAUGGUAUCUAAUAUGGUGACGAACCUCAUACCUAAUGCGACAGAGCAAGUAUGUUUACAGAACAAUGAUACUGAAACUCUAUGUUAUAAAUUCGGAUUCCCAGAAGUCGGUAAUUACGACCUUCGAACGACGGCUUUAACGAUAUUCUUUAUGAGAGAACACAAUAGAUUAGCUCGAGCUCUUCACAAAAUAAAUCCCUGUUGGAAAGACGACCGACUGUUCAAAGUAGCACGCCAGAUCAACAUUGCAACGGCCUCUAACAUCUUCAUGUAUGAGUUGCUACCUGCUUUAUUAGGUUUUCGAAACAUGGUGAACUACGGAGUUAUAUCAGAAAACGUGGAACAUCUCACCACGUACGAUGCUGAAGCCGUACCCCUCGUGUACGCCGAGUACGACAUCGCAGUCAGAUACUUCCACACAUUCCUAGACGGACGAGUCAAAACCUAUACAGAAGCCUAUCACUACAAGGACGAGUACUCCUACAGUGAAACUAUGUUCAGAUCUGGUCUUCUAGAGAAAGGAAAUAUUUUCGAAGAACUCAACCGAGAAAAUUACUAUGGAAAACUCCAAAAAGCCCAUGACUUACCAGCUUUGGAUAUACAAAGGGGGAGAGAUAUGGGGGUGCGAGGUUAUAACGACUACAGGCACCUAUGUGGACUGAAACCAGCUAAGAAGUUCAGAGACUUCAUCGAUGUUAUGGAGAUCGAGAAAGUGGAAGCCCUAAAGAGACUAUACGAAAAUGUCGAUGACGUGGACCUCUUGGCUGGUAUCAUGUCAGAGAACCAUCUCCAAGGCGUCCACGUGGGCCCCACGCUGUUCUGCAUCAUGACGAAACAGCUGCAAAUCUUUAGAUUCUCUGACAGAUUUUGGUUUGAAAGAGGCGACCAGUUCCACAGCUUUACUUUGGAGCAACUGCAAGAAAUACGGAGGACCAGUAUGGCUCGGCUUGCUUGUGACAAUGCCGAGGGUAUCAAAUACAUUCAGGCUAAUGCUUUCAUGAAUGUCAAACCUGGAAACAUGCCAGUCCCAUGCACACACAUAGAGGGUCCUGACCUAAACCUAUGGCGAGAUGGAAACUGCCACAAGCAUACAAAAUAUAUGCACGAGGAUACCUACUACCCGUACCGUAAUAAGAACAAAGAUAGUUUUUAUGUAAGCAAUAGGGACACGGAUUCUGACUUCCCAGCCUUCUUUGAUAGCUUCCCGUCUUCCAAGCCUGGAACUCUGGAUAGUAUGUAG
This is a messenger RNA of Spodoptera littoralis (African cotton leafworm), 2161 nucleotides long. Lineage: Eukaryota; Metazoa; Arthropoda; Insecta; Lepidoptera; Noctuidae. The record is from the annotation of a GenBank genome assembly.